This is a messenger RNA of Peromyscus eremicus (cactus mouse), 2287 nucleotides long. RefSeq names its product ribosomal modification protein rimK like family member B (gene Rimklb). The transcript has 6 exons. The coding region runs from base 311 to 1474 and encodes 387 amino acids. Gene Ontology annotation, molecular function: ligase activity, forming carbon-nitrogen bonds; ATP binding; metal ion binding. Gene Ontology annotation, biological process: protein modification process. The record is from RefSeq and is a predicted model, not a curated record. NCBI's taxonomy places the organism in Eukaryota, Metazoa, Chordata, Mammalia, Rodentia, Cricetidae. Gene Ontology annotation, cellular component: cytoplasm.
GGAGGAGGAGGAGGAGGGAGAGGCCGGCCGGCCGACCGACCCACGAGGCCGUGAGAAAGUGGGCGAGCGGGCGAGGACGCGCGGCCUGGCUGCGGGAGCCGGCGACGGCGGCGAGGAGAAAGGAGGCGGCUCCCGGCAUCCCGCCCCCCUCCCCCUCCUCAGCGGAUUUCCCGCGGCCCGCGCUUGCUCCGAGGCGGCGGCGGCGGCGGCGGCGGCGGCCCCCGGCCGGGCAGACGAGGGAGGAGGAGCCGGCGGCCAGAUAAAAUUUUAUAUUUAAAUAGUCCAGAAAAGGAAGAGCAAGCAGAUCGAGAUGUGUAGCUCCGUGGCUGCCAAGCUGUGGUUUUUGACAGAUCGACGAAUCAGAGAAGACUAUCCGCAAAAAGAGAUCUUACGAGCUCUGAAGGCCAAAUGUUGUGAGGAAGAAUUGGACUUUAGGGCUGUAGUGAUGGACGAGGUGGUGCUGACAGUUGAGCAAGGAAAUCUGGGUCUACGGAUCAAUGGAGAGUUAAUCUCUGCCUACCCACAGGUGGUGGUAGUCAGAGUUCCAACCCCAUGGGUGCAGAGUGAUAGUGAUAUCACUGUUUUGCGCCACCUAGAGAAGAUGGGGUGCCGACUGAUGAACCGACCUCAAGCUAUCCUGAACUGUGUUAAUAAAUUCUGGACAUUUCAAGAGUUAGCAGGCCAUGGUGUACCUCUGCCAGAUACGUUUUCUUAUGGUGGCCAUGAAAACUUUGCUAAAAUGAUUGACGAAGCAGAAGUGCUGGAGUUCCCAAUGGUGGUGAAGAACACUCGGGGUCAUAGAGGCAAAGCUGUUUUCUUGGCACGAGAUAAACAUCAUUUAGCUGAUCUAAGCCAUCUUAUUCGACAUGAAGCUCCAUAUCUGUUCCAGAAAUACAUUCAAGAGUCUCAUGGAAGGGAUGUGCGAGUCAUUGUUGUGGGAGGCCGAGUUGUUGGCACCAUGUUACGUUGUUCGACAGAUGGAAGGAUGCAAAGCAAUUGUUCACUAGGUGGUGUGGGGAUGAUGUGCUCAUUGAGUGAACAAGGGAAGCAGCUAGCUAUCCAGGUGUCUAAUAUCCUGGGGAUGGAUGUCUGUGGCAUUGACCUGUUGAUGAAAGAUGACGGCUCCUUCUGUGUCUGCGAGGCCAAUGCAAAUGUAGGUUUCAUCGCCUUUGAUAAGGCUUGUAAUCUAGAUGUAGCUGGUAUCAUAGCAGACUAUGCUGCCUCCCUUCUGCCCGCUGGCCGGCUCACCCGGCGCAUGUCCCUGCUCUCUGUGGUGUCCACGGCCAGUGAGACUAGUGAGCCGGAGCUUGGUCCCCCUGCCAGCACUGCUGUCGACAACAUGAGCGCAAGUUCCAGCUCUGUCGAUAGCGACCCUGAAAGUACCACCGAGCGAGAGCUGCUCACCAAGCUCCCAGGGGGGCUGUUCAACAUGAACCAGCUGCUAGCCAAUGAAAUCAAACUCCUGGUGGAGUGACUCCACCGGUAAAUAAUUAACCAACAAAACCCUUGUAAAACUGUCUCCCCUCCCCCCAUCCCCUCCCCCCUUAACCAACUUGCAAUGCUGUUCAUGGAGAAUGCUCAGGAGGUUGAGAGAAAGGUAUAGUAAGAUUGGUUAGAAGAAGGGAAAAUAGAUGAGACCUCUGAUAGUAAUACUUACCGGAUUCAUUUACAGAGUCUACAGAAAGGAAGAGUAGGUGAUAUACAGAGAAAUGGCAGGCUCUCUUGCUAACCUUUUCAAUGACUAAAACCCUGCUCUUAGGCCAUGAGGAACAUGAAAGUUUCUUUUUUUCCGUGGUCUCUUGCUUUUGUUUUUAUGUAGAAUGGUUUUGAUUCAAGUACUUGGUAGCAUGACUUCACACAGUUUCAAGAUUUGUAAAGAGGAAACAUCUGCUUAAAAAUAGAAAUGUUUUAGUAGCAAUCUGAAAAUUCUGCCGUUUCUCUCAGCUAGCAUUUAAAUGCACAUAAUUGUUUAUGAACUCUUAAGGGGCUCUGACCGAGAUUUCUUAUUUUCAUGUUCAUCCUUGUUUUUUUCCCCCUUAAUUUGGGUGGGAGGGUAAUGUGACUAUAAUCCAAUAAAGAUUUUUAAUAACAAAAUUGGCAUGUUUGCAUGAUGAAAGGUAAAUGAACAGUAUUGCAAUGUCUGGUAUACAAAGUAACAUUUACUCAAUGUAGAUAAAGUUACGCUAGUUAAAGUUUGUGCAUUGACUUGUAUUUGUUAGUGUUUUAGUCUUUUUUGAAGGAUAUAUGCUCUGUUAAUGUUGCAUUUUUAAUACAUGCUGGUAACAUC